Angiostrongylus costaricensis is the source of this 930-nucleotide messenger RNA. The record is from the annotation of a GenBank genome assembly. Lineage: Eukaryota; Metazoa; Nematoda; Chromadorea; Rhabditida; Metastrongylidae.
AUGGCUUUUUUUCAUUUUGCUGUGCGGCAGGUUCUGAUCAGCAUCGCCGUAAUUGGAAUGGUGGCUGUUACUUGGGCAAUGUCAACUCAGUUCAGCAAAACAGCACUUGUUAUUGACCCCACACAUUUUUACGCACCAUAUUUGAUGAUGUGGUUCAACACGAAUUUCAUGAUGGUCUGCUAUCCAGUGUAUUUAAUCUACGAGUUGAUUUUAUCGCGAAAUUGGCCCAAAAUUUGCAGAGCUUCCUUAUCGGUCUUCGGUGAGCAAGGUGUACGUCCUUGGACGGUGCCGUUAUAUGUCGGUCCGUUCCUACUGUUCUGGAUUGGUGCCAACUACACCUACUCUGCCUCACUUCUGUACAUCUCGGCCAGUAUGGCGACAACGAUCUCCUCCUGCAACGCAGCCAUGGUUUACAUGCUUGCCCUUCUCCUACUAGCGUUUCACAUGCUGUACCACUUACAACUCUUUUCGGUGGGAUUUGCUAUCGCUGGAGUGGUCGUUAUUUCGCUAGGCGGUGAGAUAAGAGUGAAAUGGCAAGGCGUGGCUCUUUCGGUCUGUUCCGCUGCUUCGGCUGCUCUCUACAAGGUGCUGUUCAAACGGUUGUUGGGAAACGCAAGCCUUGGUCAAGUCUCGCUAUUCAUGACAUGCUUGGGAUUUCUAAACCUCAUCUGUAACUGGCUGCCCAUGUUCAUUCUUCAACUGACCAAUGUCGAACACAUGGAAAUUGCCUUCAUCCCAUGGGUACCAGUGAUUGGCGCUGCACUACUGUCAUUGUUGUUCAACUUCCUGAUAAAUUUUGGAAUAGCAUUGCUUCAUCCGCUCGUAAUCUCAGUUGGUAUGCUGAUGGGCAUUCCGUUUAACACAGGUAUGACGGCUUCCAUGCUCUUAGUUAAAUUUACUUCUUUUUUCCAAGCACUGCUGAGUCCAUGA